UCCCGGUGACAAGCGAUCGAUGUGCGGCGUAGGUAGCACUGUUUUGUUCCACGUCUCAGCCUCUCUCUCUCACUCUCCUCUCUCUCCCCCCCAAUUGGACGCGUAAUCGAAACCCUAAAUUCCGCGCUCUCAGAUUCAUUUGGUUCCACGUUUCCGACUCCAGAUUUCUGGCCUCGCACUAUUUGUGUUUUGGUGUUUUAAGCACCACGUGUUUCGAUUCAGAUUUUGGUUCCUUUCUCGGCGUCACGGUUCUAAUCCUUUUCCUCGAAUAGGAAGUGCAGCCAGUCGCACACCUUUAGUUCUUCAAUGGAGGACGUCAAAGAGCGGUUGCUCCCACCAAAACCUGCAUCAGCUAUGAACCUUAGGGAUUCAUCUCAUCGACCAUCUGCCUCGGGGCGUCCACCUUUCCUAGGUGUUGAUGUUCUAGGACUGAAAAAGCGUGGCCAAGGCCUUCGAUCAUGGAUUCGUGUGGACACAAGUGGGAACUCCCAAAUCAUAGAGGUUGACAAGUUCACUAUGAUGCGUCGGUGUGAUCUUCCUGCUCGUGACCUACGUUUGCUUGACCCUUUAUUUGUCUACCCCUCAACAAUCCUUGGCAGAGAAAAAGCAAUUGUUGUAAACUUGGAGCAGAUUCGAUGUAUUAUCACAGCUGAUGAGGUGUUUCUUUUGAAUUCUCUCGACAGCUAUGUAUUGCAGUAUGUGGUGGAGCUACAAAGGCGAUUGACAACUGCAGGGGCUGGUGAGGUUUGGCAAUCUGAAGGUACUGACUCGAGCAGAAGGAGAGGAAGUAGGAACUUUGAUAAUAUGUUUGCGAAUGCUUCGCCUGAUUACUUGCCCUUUGAGUUUAGGUGUCUCGAAGUUGCUCUUGAAGCUGCUUGUACGUUUCUUGAUUCUCAGGCAGCAGAAUUGGAAAUUGAAGCAUAUCCACUGCUGGAUGAACUUACGUCAAAAAUCAGUACCUUAAACUUGGAGCGUGUGCGUCGUUUGAAAAGUAGACUUGUUGCGUUAACUCGACGAGUUCAGAAGGUUAGAGAUGAGAUAGAACAGCUUAUGGAUGAUGAUGGAGAUAUGGCCGAAAUGUAUCUCACUGAAAAGAAAAUGCGCAUGGAGUCAUCAGUCUAUGGUGAUCAAUCUGUAAUGGGUUACAGAUCAACUGAUGGUGUGCAAUCUGUUUCUGCCCCUGUUUCUCCUGCUACUUCGCCCCCUGAGGGUAGUAGGAAGCUUGAGAAAAGCUUGAGCAUUGCCAGGAGCCGACAUGAGAGCAUGAGAAGCACAGAAAGUGGUACAGACAGUAUUGAAGAACUUGAAAUGUUGUUGGAGGCUUACUUUGUUGUCAUUGACAGCACACUCAACAAAUUGACUUCGCUGAAGGAGUACAUUGAUGACACGGAAGACUUUAUUAACAUUCAGCUGGAUAAUGUCCGAAACCAGCUGAUCCAAUUCGAGCUGCUGCUUACAACCGCAACAUUUGUGGUGGCCAUAUUUGGGGUGGUGGCAGGAGUAUUUGGAAUGAAUUUUGGGAUAUCAUUGUUCGAUGACCCGGGUGCCUUCAAGUGGGUUCUUAUAAUCACAGGAAUAAGCGGGGCCAUCAUAUUUUUUUCAUUUUUGCUAUUUUUCAAGUAUAAAAGACUGAUGCCGCUGUAGAUGGAUGGUGAAGGGAAGAUGGGCUGAAAUGUGUGGGGUCGAUUAAUCAUUCUAUUAUAUAACCCACCCCCCUCCAGGCUCUAUUCAUCACAAGGAAUUUGAAAUUUUCUCUUUCCUCUGAGAGAAGGAACAUAUGGACGAUGCAUCUGUCCGAGAGGCUGUCGGGAAAAGGAAAAUGAUAGGGGGAAUUGGAAAGGAUGGUUGAUUGGCGUUAAGAGCGCAAUUAUUAAUCUAUCUAUCUAUCUAUCUAUCAAAAGUCCGUUGUCUCCUCCGCUUGCUGCUUCGCUGUAUGUAAAAUUUCUUCUCCUUUUGGGUGCUCUGCUCUCUACUAGCUGAGCUUAGCUUUUAGCUUAGGCGGGCCUUUGAGUCAAUCAAUAUCUAUUAUUAUUACAUUCUUCUCUAUCUCAAUUUGCUUGUUUAUUCUCUCAUUUAUUUAUAAAAGAAGAAAAUUCAAGGUGGUGACCGGUUAUUUA
This is a messenger RNA of Diospyros lotus (date-plum), 2117 nucleotides long. RefSeq names its product magnesium transporter MRS2-1-like. Bases 307 to 1644 code for a protein of 445 amino acids. The record is from RefSeq and is a predicted model, not a curated record. Gene Ontology annotation, biological process: transmembrane transport; magnesium ion transport. Gene Ontology annotation, molecular function: magnesium ion transmembrane transporter activity. The transcript has 6 exons. Gene Ontology annotation, cellular component: membrane. Lineage: Eukaryota; Viridiplantae; Streptophyta; Magnoliopsida; Ericales; Ebenaceae.